Molecule: messenger RNA, 3969 nt
Organism: Henningerozyma blattae CBS 6284
Lineage: Eukaryota; Fungi; Ascomycota; Saccharomycetes; Saccharomycetales; Saccharomycetaceae
Gene: SAC3
Product: Sac3p
Exons: 1
Coding region: 1-3969 (1322 amino acids)
Biological process (GO): mRNA export from nucleus
Cellular component (GO): nucleus; transcription export complex 2; cytoplasm
Source: RefSeq, a predicted model, not a curated record
AUGAACCCUUUAUUAUCGGGGAAAUCCAAACCCAGUAAUAAUAAUAAUAAUUAUAAUAAUAAUAACAAUGGUAAUAUUUUUUUAAAUAAAAAAGAUAAUAAUAAUAAUUCUAAAUUCAAACAGAAAUUUAAUCAUAAAAAAUUUAGUAAUAAAAAAUUUAAUACUGAUAAAAUUAAUAAAAAUGAAAUUCCAUCAAAUAUAAAUUCCAUAAAAAAAGAUGAAAUUGAUUCUAUCAUUGGUCCUCUUUUAAAUAACCCACAAUCAAUGGGGUUUUCUCAAUUCAAACACGAAAAAAGAGUCUUGCCAAGAUUUCUAAUAGGUCAAAGACCACAGUUGGUUCAAAGACCCUUAGUUCAAGACCCUUGGGAUAAGGCAAACCAAUUGAAAAUGAAUCAAUUGGAAAGCUCAAUAAACGAUCUAAAUGAAUUAUAUGAGACUUUAAAGAAAAUGAGAAAUUUCGAAAGAAGAAUCAUGGAAAGUAAAGGUCUAGUGGACAAACCUGCCCUGGCAAAGGAUUUAAAUGAUGCAAUUAUUUUCCAAGGGACGUGUAUGGAUAUGUGUCCGACUUUUGAAAGAUCCAGAAGAAAUGUGGAACAUACUGUUUUAGUCUAUGAACGAGAUUCAUCAUCAGAUAAAAAGGCAUCUCGAUCCAAAGCGUUGAAAGUAUUUGCAAGACCUGCAGCAGCAGCAGAACCUCCUUUACCUUCUGAUGUAAGACCACCUCAUAUCCUGGUAAAAUCCUUGGAUUAUAUCAUCGAUAACUUACUAUCGACUUUACCGGAUAGUGAAAGUUUUCUAUGGGAUAGAAUGAGAUCUAUUAGACAAGAUUUUACGUAUCAAAAUUAUUCAGGUCCGGAAGCUGUGGAUUGUAAUGAAAGAAUUGUUCGUAUCCAUUUACUAAUUCUACAUAUUAUGGUGAAAUCCAACGUUGAAUUCUCUUUACAACAAGAAUUAGAACAAUUACACAAAUCUUUAAUCACACUAUCGGAAAUAUAUGACGAUGUCAGAUCAACUGGUGGCGUCUGUCCUAACGAGGCAGAAUUCAGAGCUUAUGCCCUAUUAAGUAAGAUUAGAGACCCAGAAUACGAUAAAACUAUUCAAGAAUUACCAUCUUCCAUUUUCCAAGAUAAUCUAGUUCAAUUUGCUUUAUGUUUUAGAAGAAUCAUUUCCAAUAGUAGUUUUUCUGAAAGAGGUUAUAUGAAAACAGAAAGUUGUUUGAAUUUUUAUUCAAGAUUUUUCCAGCUGCUUAAUUCUGGCAACGUACCAAUUCUUCUUUCCUUUUUUUUGGAGAUUUACCUCAAUGAGAUCAGAUUUUAUUCUUUGAAGGCAUUAUCAUUAACUUUAAAUAAAAAAUAUAAACCAGUGUCUAUUUCGAUUUUUAAAGAAUAUUUAUCAUUUAAUGACUUCCAAGAAAUUGAAGCUUUUUGUAAAUAUUACUCCAUAGAUAUACAAAAUGACUUCAUCGAUUUAAAAUCUUUGACACACCAUUCACAUAAGUUAGCCGAAAAGAAACCUUUAAAACAGACAAUUUUAUUAUCUAUAGAUUCUCAAUUAUUAUCAUUGAGUUAUAUCGAUUUAAUUAAUUCAGGUCUACCAAAUUUUACUAGCACUCCAAUAAAUGAUACGAAAAAUGUUGACAAUAUUAUAGAUUCAAUACCACUCCCAAUAGAAUCUAAUAUAUUUUUACCUCCUAUAGAUCUUCAUCCCGAGGAAGUUACUCCAAAAUUGGAGCCACCCAUCAUUAAACCUCCAAUAGUUAAUAUUUCCACACCAAAUGAUAACAUAGACAAUAAGCCCACUAUCUCUACAAAUAACAAGGUUACUGUAACUAAUAAUCAACAGGAAACGAUCCCCCAAACGAUAUCAUUUUCUCGUCCUGAGGCUCCCUCAUUUUUCCAAACUUCAAAUUCUUUUAAUAUUGGGAAACAAGAUACUUCUUUAAAACAAACAUUUAAAACCCCCAAUCUAGAAACCAAUUUCAAUAAGAUAAGUACUCCAAAUAUGACAAAUUUUUUUCAAAACCAGCCUAAAAUUGAUGUGUUUAAAACACCAGUUACUAAAGCAUCGGAAGAAUCUAAUAAUGGGUUAUUAUCAAACAUCAAUAAUAUUUUGAAUGAUAAAGUUCCUAAGACAACACUAGAGUCAUCUCCGUCUUCUAGAAUACAAUCAAAACCUAAAGCACUCCCAGCAUCUAGUUUUACCCCAUUAGCAUCUCUCGAUACUAAACCUAAAUCAUUGGAGAAAUCCGAAUCACAACCUUCUGCUGGCUCUUUUAGCCCAGCACCACGUUCAUCUUCCACUUCAAAUAAUGAUAUUAAAAUAGAUACUGCCAGGAAUGAGUCUGAUAUAGAAGUCACACAAUCUAUAAACAGAAAAAUGCAAGUUAUAGAAGAACUUUCUACAGAAUUAUUUGAUGCUUUCUUUAGAGAAAAAAUAUAUUUACUUUCGUUAGAAACCAAAGCAGAUAUGAAGUAUUCUUCUAUUUUAAAAACCCGGUUUAUUAAUAGAUGGCGUUCUAAAUAUGACAAUGUUAUAAACCAUAAAAAACGAGAGACUAUGCAAAUAUUAGAAUUCCAAAAUGUCAUUAAUGAGCUCGGAAAACCUAAUUUUAAAGAACCAUCUGAAUAUUUAUUUACACCAAAUUUUAAGAAAACUAAGCAUACUAAUUUAUUAAAUUCCAUAAACAAAUCAUUACAGUUAUCUCCCAUUAGUAACGAAGUUAAUAUAUUUUCUACGAAAAUUCAGAAAGAUUCCAAAAUUUGGGAACCCUUCAAUCUUGAUAAUUAUUAUGAAACUAUAGCAUCUCGCUGUCCUAAUUUCGAAGAAGCUAUUUGUGAUAUUUUUAUAUACUCUAAAAAUUACAAUCCUAUAAUCUUUCAAUGGCUUCUUCGUAAAUUUAAUAUCAAUGAUUAUAGAAUUCCUGAGAAAAAAAUAUUAAAAAAUGUUUCAAUAUCAAUAAAUGGCAUUGAUGAUAAAUAUGAUACAUCACUUUUUAAUAAUGUUCAACUGCUAGUGUUUAAUACAGGUGUGACUAAUGAUGAUAUAUUCGAUUUAGAUUUGAAAUUAAAGCAAGAUGGGGAAGAUAUGAUUAAAUUGAUGACGGAUAUUGCUGUAAAUACGAAUAUCAAAUUUGAUAUUUUAGUAGUAUAUUGGGAUUCGAAUGAUAUACAACUUUCAGAUAAAAGAUUAUCGAAACUACUCCAGCUGGGGAAAGUAUCUAAAAAUUUCAGAGUCUGUCUGAAUAAUAUUAUUAUUGUUAGAAUUGGUGAAACUGAUCCUCAUAAUAUUUUAUUACACGGGUUAAAUCAGAUAUCGACUUCUUUUAAAUACUCAUUAACUGAUAAAGGCCGUAUUAAUUUAAGUUUGAAAAAUCGUCGUUCAUUAGCAGGAAUUGGUCCACAGGAAGUACAAUUAAGAGCUACUGAUAAAUUAGAUGCUAAAUUAAAGAAAAUUCAAGAUAAUGAAAAUGCAAAAUUAUUAGGAGCCAUUGACAAGCGUAAUACAUAUCAAUACUUAUUUUCACAUGUGGAAGCAUCACCAAGAAAAACUAAGAGAAAAUUGCCUGUACUAUUAAGUGAAAGCAAGAGUAAUAAGUUCAGAACACCUUCAGGUAGAAAUAACACUUCAUCACUAAGCUCUUUUGGAAAUUUAUCUCAUUUGGCGAAAAAGGGUAAAAAUAAUAUGCAUAACUCCAACAAUAUUUUAAUAUUCGAGACUCCAACUUAUGCCACAAUCAAUAAUCGCUCUUAUAUGACUCCUGGAAAUGUGACUAAAGAUUCUAAUGAUAUAAGUUAUAUCCGUGCCCAAUAUAUCCAGCACAUACCCGAAUCCAACAAUUCUUUAUUAUAUAAUACGCCUACUAAUCCGCCAGUUUCUCAAUUUCAUGCACCAAUGAUUUCCAGCCCAGAUAAUAUUGCUAAUAAUCUUUCAGAACUCCGUAGUCUUAUUGACACAGUCAAAAAGAGAUAG